UUUCAUUAUUCGGUAUGUCAUGUCCAGUAAUAUCAUUCAUAGAAUCAUUAUUUGGCAAUGUAUCAGCUGAUUUUCUGGGUCUUCCUGUCAUUCCUCUAACCUUUUUCUUCGGUCUACCUCUUGUACCCUUAGAAGAAAAACUUUCAACAGAUGAGGCGCGCGAGGAUAGAUCCAUAGAAUCGUCACUAAUACUGGUUUCAACAGAAGACUCGCGUGUUUUAGCAAUUUUUCUUGGAACGCAAACCUCGGAAGAGAUGCUCAAUGGAGUGAGCGGUUCCACAAGACUUUCAAUAUUGGCGUUUUCAUCAAUGUCAUGA
Molecule: messenger RNA, 317 nt
Organism: Meloidogyne enterolobii
Lineage: Eukaryota; Metazoa; Nematoda; Chromadorea; Rhabditida; Meloidogynidae
Source: the annotation of a GenBank genome assembly